UUUCCUGGAACAUCAAUGGAAAAUGCAUCAUAUGAAACACUUUUUAUACUCACUUCAUUCCAAGAGAUGGGGAACAAUAAAGAUGUAUACUUUUGUCUUGCCUUGACAUGUUAUCUUUUAAUAAUUUUUUUUAAUUCAGGAUUAAUUGUAUUCAUAUAUCUAGAAAAAACUCUUCAUGAACCCAUGUAUAUUUUCCUUUCUAACCUGUUCCUUAGUGCACUGAUUGGAUCCUCAAGCUUUUAUAUUAAAUUCAUGAUUGAUCUGCGAGUGAGUAUUCCAGUGGUUUCUCCUUCAAUUUGUUUUCUUCAAAUUUUUUUGAUGUACACUUGUGUUUUUGGGGAAAUAACAAUUCUUACAGUUAUGGCAUAUGACAGGUACAUAGCAAUAAACUGGCCAUUGCAAUACACAUCAAUUAUUUCAAUCACAAAAAUAAGAAAUCUAAUCAUUCUUUCUUGGACUUAUCCUUCCUCUAUGGUAACAAUUGCUAUAUUUUUAACUGCACGCCUCUCUUUAUGUGGUAAUCGGAUCAAUUGGCUGUACUGCAACAAUUGGGAAAUUGUCAAGUUAUCUUGUCUAGAAACCCAUGUUAAUAAUAUCUAUGCAUAUGUGUUUUUCUUUACAUUUCUUAUACCAUUUUCAUUUAUUAUCUAUUCCUACAUUAAAAUCCUUAUUGUGUGCUGGAACAAUUCCAGGUCUCAUAAAAAGAAAGCUUUUCAAACUUGUCUCCCACAUUUAAUAACUUUAAUUUUGUUUUUAAGUUCAAUACUCUUUGAGGUAAUAGACAGUAGACUUAAUUCAAAGAGAUCAACAAACAGCUUUUCCACUAUUGCUUCUUUAGAGACAGUAAUAAUACCUCCUCUUUUAAAUCCAUUAAUAUAUGGUAUCAUUUUGCCUGGAAUACGCAAACGACUUAUUUGUAUAUUUUUAUGUAAGGAUAAAAAAAGAACCCAAAAAAGAUUAAUGUAA
Molecule: messenger RNA, 966 nt
Organism: Erpetoichthys calabaricus (reedfish)
Lineage: Eukaryota; Metazoa; Chordata; Cladistia; Polypteriformes; Polypteridae
Product: olfactory receptor 1468-like
Exons: 1
Coding region: 16-966 (316 amino acids)
Biological process (GO): G protein-coupled receptor signaling pathway
Cellular component (GO): membrane
Molecular function (GO): olfactory receptor activity; G protein-coupled receptor activity
Source: RefSeq, a predicted model, not a curated record